GAGAGCGAGAGAGAGAGAGAGAGAGAGAGGGAGGAAAAUGGGUGGACGGAAAGUCCCCGUGUGGAAAUCCCCUUGACUUGUGCCUUUUCCUUUUAAAAAAAAAAAAACACAACUAUCAUUAGCGGACUGUGUACUGUGUGAAAGGCUUCGCGAGCUGCUAGGGCUCCAAAAUAGAUCUGAUACUGAAGGAAAGAGAAGGUUGAAUGGCGCCGAGGACCGCAGCGGUGAGGCUGAGUGAAGGGGCUCAGAGAGGACUAGCCUGAGCAUCCGGGAGGGCUUUGUUAUUACCCCCGACAUACAGUUUCCACGUUGCUGGGUCAGCGGUGGUUGGUGCCUCCUCCUCCUUUCCUCCUCCUCCUCCUCCUCCUCCUCGUUCUUCUUACUCCCCUCCUUCCAUCCACCUGGCCACUCAUCCGCCAUGUCGCAGGGUCAGAACUUCCUCCCCAAAUUCCUGUUUGUCUCCAACCUGCUGAAGGCGGUGAAGAUCCGUCAGCGAGUGCCCAACGACGUGGUGAAGCCGGCUGCCGGCAGCGGCCUGAUGCACCACCUGCGCGGCAUGCACCGGUACACGCUGGAGAUGAUCGCCAUGAACCACUUCCCGCAGGCCUUCAUGGAGGUGGUGCAGGCCGCCAUCCUGGACCGAGCCAUGCAGGCCUCCUUGGAGCAGGAGAAGAAGCUCAACUGGUGUCGGGAGGUGAAGAAGAUGGUGCCCUUGCGUACCAAUGGAGAUGGGAACUGUUUGCUCCACGCGACCUCUCAGUACAUGCUGGGCGUUCAAGACACGGACCUGGUGCUUCGGAAAGCUCUCCAUGGUGUUUUGAAAGAGACGGACACUGGCGUCUUCAGAGCUCGCUUCCAGGCAGAGCUGCUCCAGUCCCAGGAGUUCACACAGACCGGACUCCGAUACACCACAAUGAACUGGGAGGAGGAGUGGGAAAAGAUUGUGAAGAUGGCGUCUCCGGUCUCCAGUAGCAACGGCCUCCAGUUUGACUCUCUGGAGGACAUUCACAUCUUCGUCCUCUCCAACAUUCUCCGCCGACCCAUCAUAGUCAUCGCAGACCAGGUGGUCAGGAGUAUGAAAUCUGGCUCCUCCAUCUCUCCUCUGAAUGUGGGUGGGAUCUAUCUGCCGCUACAGUGGGCGCCCACAGAGUGCUACAAAUACCCAAUAGUGCUCGGCUACGACUCCCAGCACUUUGCCCCCCUCAUCACCAUCAAAGACAGCGGCCCAGAGAUCCGAGCAGUACCGCUGAUCAACCCAGGACGAGGAGGCUUUGAGGAGCUGAAGGUUCACUUCCUGAUGGAGAAAGAACAGCAGCAGAGAGAGAGGCUUCUCAAGGACUACCUGCUGCUGAUAGAGAUCCCCGUCAUAGGCUUGGGCUACGACACCACACGGAUCGUCAAUGCUGCACGGCUGGAUGAGGGCAACCUCCCUGAAGACAUGAACCUGAUGGAGGACUACCUGCAGCUUGUCAACCAUGAGUACCAGCGCUGGCAGGAGGACAAGGAGCAGGCGUGGGCCGCCCAGCCGCAGCGUCCACCGCCCUUCUCCGUCUCCCAGCUCUCCCUCAUCGAGAUCCGUUGCGCCACACCACGAUGCACUUUCUACGUCUCUGUGGACACGCAGCCUCAUUGCCAUGAAUGCUUUGAGAAGCGACAGGCCACCACCGGUGGAGGAAUGAGGAUAGAAGGUGUCGUGCAGACCAAGGGGGGAGGGGUACAAUGUGGGGUGGGAGUGAUCGGGGGAUCAGAGACCGAGGUGAGCUCCAGAGGAGCUCGAGGCAGCAGCCCCCCAUCCUCCACAUGUGGGAGAGGGGUGGUGGUGGUAUCCAGCCCCCGCUCAGCACCACCCACGGCUCCCAGCCUCAGCCUGUACAGUGAAACUCAUGCCAUGAAGUGCAAGACACCCGGCUGCCUCUUCACCCUCAGCGUGGAGCAUGAUGGACUUUGCGAGCGCUGCUUCAACUCCAGGCAGAACCACGGACCCCCUGGAGCUGGAACAGCUGCUCCAGGACUCCCAGGCACCAAUGGGGGGCCUACAGUCCCCCACCCGGCCCAGGGCACCGGCUGGACCCAGUGGGGGGGCCGCGAGACAGAGACAGAGCGCUGCAGCAUGUGCAGACAGGAGGCGUUCAGGAUUUUCAAUGGCCUGUGUCCACCCUGCAUGCAGAGACAGCAGCCUCCGGAGAGGGGAGAGCCGCAGCAGAACAACCCCAGGACUGAGGCCUCGUCUUCAGCUUGGACCCAGGCCAGGGACACUGAGCGGCCUUGCCUCACCCUGACCCCGGGGCACACCUCAGCCUGGCAAGCCCCUCUGGCCCGGCCUUGUAAAAGAUCCGGCUGCCAGUUCUUUGGGACGCCAGAGAAGUUGGGUUUCUGCACUAUUUGCUACGUAGACUAUCAGACCAACCACCACCUGACUCCUCCCCCUCCCCCUCCCCCCGCCCCGGUCCAGAGCCGGCAUGGUGUGGAGGCCGGCUUCCAGAACGUCUCCCGGUGUCGAGGGCCUGGGUGUGGCGCAGUUGGCAAGACAAUGCUGGAGGGCUACUGCGACAAGUGCUACUUCAAAGAGCAAAGCACACGGCUCAAUCAAGCGGCACAUCGCACACCACACUCCCCUCCUCUGGUCAUGCGGGAGCGAGCAGCCAAACCCAGAUCUUCUCAGCAAUCCCAGACCCAGACCCAGACCCAGACCCAGACUCAGACUCAGACUCAGUGCCGGCGGAGUGGCUGCAGUAAUGCGUCGCCGGGUUGCACGGACCUCUGCCCCGAGUGCCACACACGUGGCCAGGGCCGAGAGGCGGGCAGACGGGCGCAGGCGCCUAAAGAAAAGUCCAAGCAGCGGUGCAGGACGCAGGGCUGCGACCACUACGCCAACCAAGAGAAACAGGGCUACUGCAACGAGUGUGACCAUUUCAAACAGAUCUACCGCGGCUGACCACGUACACACCCACGCAACCACGAUGGUGACACAUCGCUAGCACGCUACAGCCGCUGCCCUGCUGUUGGCACCUCAUGCCAGUCAAUGCACCUCUGAUACUAACUAACCAACUAACUAACUAGCUAGUGACUAACUAGUAACCUUAUGGCCUGAAAAUCAAACCCCCCAUGUAGAAUGUGAAGCGAGAGUGUGUGUAUGUUGGGGGGGGAAGUGGGGGGGGGGGGGGGGGGGGUGACUGACUGUGUGUGUGUGUGUUUGCAGUAGACAUGGCCUCCAGAAUACCUCUUUGUGCAAUUAUUAUCAUCUGAUGUGCCCUGUGCACUUACACGGUGAGAGGUUUGGCUACAUGUCAGAGCAACUGACUUAACUCUUGUGUACAAUAUGUAUUUAGAGGUACGUCGUGAAUCGUGCCGGACAAAAUGAUUGUAUGUUGACGUAAGGAGAAGCAUCUGACAUUGCUUUCUAGACCACAGCCAAGGAUUUAUACCCGCCGUCUGUCUGUCUUAACACAUCCGUGUAUCUGUCUGCCUGUCUGUCUAGCAUUUGCCCUGUAGGAUGAGGGAUGCGGUAGAUGAGGAAGCCCAGCGACAAAUCUGUGGAAGUAGUAAGCAGAAGUGAGCUGAACUGGGCCAAAGUGAAGUGCUUGAAAACGAAAUUCAAUGGUAUGCACCAUUGUUUAGCUUACUUCUCCAAAAAAAAACACUCAUGUAUGUCCUCCAAACAAAGACAAAGAUUUACCGAGAAAAGCUCUUGCAAUCAAUAUUGUAAAAAUGAUCAAGACUUAAUUUUCUUCCAUUUGUCAGUCGAAAGCAGUUUAUAUUUUGAGGCAAAUUAAACUGUAUUGUUACUUCUCUGUUAUAUGAAGUUGGUGAGAUUGUUGAUAUGGAAAGCAAGAACAGACCUUUUGUCUAUACAGUGCAAGACAGACAGGGCAGGCCCCUGCUAGUUCUGGUGCUACAUGUACAGAAAUACAAGCCUCUCCAUUGUAGCCAACAUGCUGGCGGUGUCAGCGGACAGAAGGCGGAGAACACCGUAGAGACAGGACUCAUUCAUUCUCUUUCUAUUCCUCCUGUCCUUCCUCUUAUUCCCCCUCCCCUUCCUCCAAAACAGAUCUGUUGCCUUGGACGUUGUUUUGCUGUUUACUGACCACUUAAGCACCUAGAAAUGCGUAGACACAUACCUACACAUGCGCACACAAAUGUAGUAGCUCCAGUCCUGUCAGAAGGGGAUUGCCAACAAUAAAGAGAACUGAGAACAUGAUGACGGGUGUGCAACCACCUUACCACCAUAUAUACACACACACACACACACAUUUGCACACACAUGCACAUGCAAACACAGCUCUGUGAGAUUGUACGUGCCCCACCCCAGCCUGAGGUGGUAUAUAGGUAAACAAACCCAUAGAGAAAUGCAUUCCUCUCUGCUCCACCCCACUGGAUGUGCCAAGGCGACACUUUCAAAACAAAGAGCAAUCCCAUCGCCUGCUUCGGCUGAUCUCGUUUAUCUGAAUGUGUUUUGUGCUGCUGCUACAACAGCACAGUAUUGGGGCUGAUCCUCGAUAAGUUUUGCCUUUAAGUAGUGAUUGAAAUUGUAUGGACCAGAGGAGCCUGAUCAGUGAUCCUGGAUCAGUGCUCCCACCUAUAAAAUGCUUUUGUGAAUAUGGAUCUUGGUCCAUAUUGUAGGACCUUCCAACCCGAUGCCUCAUCUCCAACAAAAACACACACACACACACACACAGAAUGCACGCAUGUGUGCAUCUGGAAUACGCAAAACUGACAUUCCUGUUAUUUUUAUUUUUUAUUUGUUUGGGGAUUUUUUUAUUGUAUUUUGAUAUAUUUGGUUUUGUUUCUGCCAAAAAAAAAAAAAAAAUACAUGUGCCAUCAACCGCCAAACAGUUGUUGUUACCUCCUUAAAAAUGACCAGCCUGUACCACUCUAAACUAACUAGAGGGCCACAAAUAGACAUCUCCAACCCUGUGUCACCACAGAGUUUAUCAAGCUCUAUGUGGAAAGUCCCCAAAUGAGCGCCAUCUUUUCAAUACAAAGAAAUGUUUAUCUGCAGAGAUAACCUCCAGCGUAAAACAUUUAGCUCACAAUCUCUAAAUGUGAUAUCAACUGGAUCAGUUAUUCCCCUUGUACUUCUGCUGAAGUGCUCCACUGCUGUAGGCAGAUGUCCAUCUGUGGCUUCAGUUAGCAAAGCAUAGACAAACAGGCUCUCGGUCUGCCUUCUCAUUCAACUGUAUCUAAAGCUGUCGGGCCAGCCCGCCUGUUGACGGCCUGUACGUAGAUCUCUGUGUGCUUUAAUCACCUCUAGACAAACCUUAAUCAAUUAAAGGCCAAUGUGUGGUCGGCUCAUCGGGACCCCUUGACGAAGGUUUCGGGGCCACUGGCUUGAGUUCGACUGGGAGGGAGAUCAAAUAAGUUGCACAUGACUCGUCUAAGCUGCUGAGGCAUUUAGGAAUGGUACUCCGACUCGCUUAGGGACAUUCCAACAGUAGGAAGAACAACCGCUUAGAAGCAGAAGGUGUAACAAAACAUGCAAACUGUGUGGAAGUUUCUCUGUGUGACCUUUCGACAAUAGGGUAUUGUAUGAAAAAAAGCCUGGUUUUAUUUGUUAAGUAUUUAUUCAUAUCAAGAUAUCUGUAUUGUGUGAUUCAAUAAUUAUUUAUAUGUCGUCCUGAAAUGAAUUAUUUUUAUUAAGAAA
Molecule: messenger RNA, 5641 nt
Organism: Anarrhichthys ocellatus (wolf-eel)
Lineage: Eukaryota; Metazoa; Chordata; Actinopteri; Perciformes; Anarhichadidae
Gene: tnfaip3
Product: tumor necrosis factor, alpha-induced protein 3
Exons: 9
Coding region: 419-2935 (838 amino acids)
Biological process (GO): cytoskeleton organization; protein K29-linked deubiquitination; cell migration
Cellular component (GO): cytoplasm; nucleus
Molecular function (GO): K63-linked polyubiquitin modification-dependent protein binding; DNA binding; zinc ion binding
Source: RefSeq, a predicted model, not a curated record